Molecule: messenger RNA, 1830 nt
Organism: Entamoeba invadens IP1
Lineage: Eukaryota; Evosea; Mastigamoebida; Endamoebidae
Product: ariadne RING finger, putative
Exons: 2
Coding region: 1-1830 (609 amino acids)
Biological process (GO): positive regulation of proteasomal ubiquitin-dependent protein catabolic process; ubiquitin-dependent protein catabolic process; protein polyubiquitination
Cellular component (GO): ubiquitin ligase complex; cytoplasm
Molecular function (GO): zinc ion binding; ubiquitin conjugating enzyme binding; ubiquitin protein ligase activity
Source: RefSeq, a predicted model, not a curated record
AUGGAUGCUCAGACAAAACGUAUUAUCGACAGUCUUCCCCUAUCAACUUACAGAAAAAAGAUGAAAGAAGAGACUGAGUGUCUUGACCGAAGUGAACUUCUUAAAGUGAUAGAGUCUGAGGUACAAGGAAGUACUGAGCUUUUUGAUAUUGUUGAGCCAAUUACUUUGUCGUUGAUUUAUGACUUUGAUUUCAAGUCUUCUCGUCUUCAAGAAAAAUUCUUUGAUGACGACAAUUUCCUGAAGAAGUGUGGGUAUUCUCAAAAGACACGAGAAUGGUAUGCACCUAAAGAACAAUGUUUUCCCGCAGACUAUACCAAAUUAGCUUAUAAACAAUAUGGGACACUAUUUGUGAGUGAAGAAUCCGUCAAUAGUAUUAUGUCUCGUGGUUUCAACAAAGUCAUAGCCACUGCUGCCCUUAUGAUGAACAACAAUAAUGAAGAAGAUGCUUUACAACAGAUCAGAAUCAACCUUCACAAGCUUAUUGUACUUUUAAAAAAUGAACUUCAAAAAUAUAGGGGAAGAAUUGCACCACCACUGGAAACAGCAACGGCCGCCCCUCUAUUGGAUUAUUCUAAAGAAUUUUAUUAUGAUUUGGCCACCCGACUGCCCAGUGAAAAAGAAAUAAUCCAAGCUGUUUCAAACGAGAAGAACGUGCCAAAAGACAUGAGGGUGUGGUUCAACCAACUUCAAAAGAGGUUUGAAGAGGAGAACACAAAGAGGGAGAAAAUGCUUGAGACUUCUGGUGUGACUUGUGAUGUCUGUUACGAGGACAAACUUCCAGAGGAGAUGAUGACAAAUCGCUGUGGACAUACAUUUUGUGUGAAUUGUAUUCGCGACCACAUUUUGAGUGGGAUGAAAGAGUCUGGGAAGACAAUAGGUAACUUGCGGUGUUUAUCUGGCGGAUGCAAGUGUUGUAUCUGUAUGGAUGUUGUACGGAAAUUAGUUGAUGAUUACACUUACUUCAAAUACUGUGGAUUACUCAUCACCGGGUUUAUAGAGAACAACAAACAAAUCAUCUGUAAGUACUGUAAUAACAAUAAAUGCACUAAACUCCUUCAUUUCAAAGGAGAGUACUUUGGUGGUGCUGUGACGGCGGUGUGUGACUGUGAAACUGAUUUGUGUUUAUUGUGUGGGAGUGACAAUCACCGUCCAGCCUCUUGUGACAUGUGGAAGAAGUGGACUGAGUUACUUAAGAAAGAUGGAUUGAAUUUGAAAUGGAUUCGAGAGAACUCUCGACCAUGUCCAAAAUGUGGGACAUUCAUUGAAAAGAAUGGAGGAUGUCAAUGGAUGUCAUGUUAUAAGUGUCAUUCAUUCUUCUGUUGGGUGUGCAUGCAAGUCACUAAUGACCAUCAACACAAACCUACACAGACGUGUAAGCCAUACAACCCUAAUAAAGAAAAAGAUGCACACGAUUAUGUCAAUGAAGAGACUUUGAAUUACAUUACACAUUACGAUCUUCAAAACGUCGGUGUCAAGCAGUCUAUUGAGAGAAACCACACUAUAGUAGAUAUCAUCCGAGACAGAAAAGAUAUUUCAUCAACACUAGCACCUUUAUAUGAAGCAUCUUUGGUCGAAAUUGAUGCACACGUCAUCCUGAGAAAUUUGUGCGUCUAUGGAUGCUACCAACGAUCAAAAAAGGAUUUGAUUGAGUUCCAGCAAACUAAGUUCCAGAUGCAAGCAGAGUUACUCACAAAGAAGAUCCAAAUGAUAUUAAAAGCGGAAGUCAUUAGUAUCGAGAUGAUGAGUCAGCUCUCACAAUUUGUCAAACCAAUCAAAGACUCUUUUGAAAAAAUCACACACUCAAUCGAGGAGGAACUUGAGGAUAUGUAA